AGGUCUGGAGUUGAUGCCCUCGAUUCCGCAUUAAUCCAGCCGCUCGGUUGAUUUGUAGAUAACUACUUAACUGUUAGAAUUAAUUUUAAGAUGAGUGCCGGUGUAUUUUGAAAUAAAAUUUCGUGCAGUGGCUAUGAAAACAAAAUGGAAUCUCUUCUCAGAAUAUCACUCGUCAUAUUGGCUUUUGCCUGCGUCGUUCAAGCCGAAGAAAGCGCUCCCAACUUCGUAAUCAUUCUGACCGACGACCAGGACGUGGUUCUCAAUGGACUGAAUCCGAUGAUCCAGACGCAACAACUGAUAGCAAAUAGAGGAGCAACUUUUCUGAACGCUUUCACAUCAUCCCCCAUUUGCUGCCCGUCGAGAAGUUCUCUGCUAACAGGACAAUAUGCGCACAACGUCAAAACUUUUAACAAUUCCCAAGCCGGUGGUUGCUAUGGAACCCAUUGGCGGGAAAAGGUCGAACCAUCGACAUUUCCCUUAUUGCUUCAGCAGGCAGGCUACCGGACGUUCUAUGCGGGAAAAUACCUCAAUGAAUACUACUCCAAGGAAGUACCUCCAGGAUGGAACGAUUGGCAUGGACUGCACGGCAACUCUAAGUACUAUAACUAUACCUUGAAUGAAAAUGGUCAAAUUGUAACGUUUUCGGACGAAUAUCUGACGGAUGUCUUGAGUAAUCGUACAGUGGAUUUCCUAGCUAACGUCCAACUUGGAGUGCCAUUUUUCGCAAUGGUCGCUCCUCCAGCACCGCAUGCUCCUUACACUGCAGCCGAGAGGCACAAAGAUACUUUUCCCGACGUGAUGGCACCGAGAACCAAGAACUACAAUCUUCCCUGUGGACCACUAGAGAAACAUUGGUUACUUACGAUGCCGCCGACACCACUGCCUGCGGAUAUCCUUGCAAGCAUAGAUGUAAGUUACCGCAAACGCUGGCAAUCUCUCCUGGCUGUUGACGAAAUGGUGGAAUCGAUAGUUAACAUGCUGGACAAUCGAAAACUGUUGACCAACACUUACAUCAUCUACACAUCAGACAAUGGGUAUCACAUGGGACAGUUUGGAUUACCGUACGACAAGCGCCAGCCGUACGAAACCGAUAUCCGGGUUCCAUUCCUUAUGACAGGACCAACAAUUCCACCCAAAACACUUGUUUCCAGUCCGGUGACACUUAUAGAUAUAGCGCCAACCGUUUUGGAACUGGCUGGCUUGCAAGUACCUGCUCAAACUGACGGUGCUUCAGUUUUGAAUAAACUGUAUCAUAUGACGCAGAUAGAGGAAAGGCAGAUAUUGAUAGAAUACUGGGGAGAGGGAACACUAGAAACCUAUAAUCCAGAAUGUCCAUGGCAAAAAAAGGACAAACUCAUGCUUUGCUCGUUGGAUGCUGGGUGCCAUUGUCAGGAUGCAUGGAAUAAUACCUACAGUUGUGUACGCCAUUUGGCUGACGAUUUGGAUAUGAUCUAUUGCCAGUUCAAAGAUAAUGAACAUUUUAUCGAGGCGUACGAUUUGACCAAUGAUAUGUACCAGAUUGAAAAUAUUGCCUACGAUAUGCUUCCAUCCGUACGGGCUAAGUAUGAUCUCGCAAUAACCAAUCUAACUGAAUGCGUCGGGGCGACUUGUAGACGAAUUUAUUAGAUUUGAACAAUUAACUAAAUUUUAUUUACCGUAACAUAUUUUAAAAUUUCAAUAAUAAACGUGCUUUAUCAUCGUU
Aedes albopictus (Asian tiger mosquito) is the source of this 1702-nucleotide messenger RNA. RefSeq names its product N-acetylglucosamine-6-sulfatase-like. Gene Ontology annotation, biological process: glycosaminoglycan metabolic process. The coding region runs from base 145 to 1626 and encodes 493 amino acids. The record is from RefSeq and is a predicted model, not a curated record. Lineage: Eukaryota; Metazoa; Arthropoda; Insecta; Diptera; Culicidae. The transcript is spliced from 7 exons. Gene Ontology annotation, molecular function: N-acetylglucosamine-6-sulfatase activity; glycosaminoglycan binding.